Zootoca vivipara (common lizard) is the source of this 3822-nucleotide messenger RNA. The record is from RefSeq and is a predicted model, not a curated record. NCBI's taxonomy places the organism in Eukaryota, Metazoa, Chordata, Lepidosauria, Squamata, Lacertidae.
UUUACCUCAGGUUGCCGUUGGAGGCGGCUGCCUGAGGCGACGCGGCUUGCCGCCUCUCAGCGGCCUCGGGCGCUGGGACGCGGCAAGCAGCGGCGGCGGCGGGUCCCUCCCACCCGGAGUCGCCCAGGCGCCUCCUCCGCUCCCUCCCUCGGUCGCCGCCGCUGUGAGUCACGACGACGGAGGGAGGAGGAGGAGGAAGAAGAGCAGAAGCAGCGGCUGCCGCUUAUACACACACACACCGUUCGGGGCUUCUCUCCCCUCAGGCGCAGAAGGAGGCUCAGCCGCUCCAAGUGCUGAGAGGACGAGGGCACGAUCCUGCCUCAGCUUCCCUCCUUGUCUACGCGGGAGGGCCACUCGAGGGCUCCUCCCUGACCCAGUAACAACAACAACAACAUUCUUAUUCUUAUUAUUACUAGUGCUGCUAAUAACUGCCGCCGCCGCCGCCUCCACUUCAGGGUGGCAUUUUGCAGUGUUUCCAAGCUGUGAUAACCAAGGCGAGGCGAAUAGUCCAGUGAGCUUUUCUCCAUCUUAAUAGAGCCAGGUGGAGCCCUGCAUGCUUUUCCCUAAGCGCAGAUUGCAUCUUUGAUUUCUCCUUCCUUGGCUGUUCUUGAUUAAACGUUCUCAUACCCUGAGAUUACUAGGCAAGCAGAAGUCUCAGGAACUGGGAAGAGGGGAAUGAACCGUGAGGGUGUCCCCGGGAAGAGUCCGGAGGAGAUGUAUAUUCAGCAGAAAGUCAGAGUCCUGCUAAUGCUUAGGAAGAUGGGAUCAAAUUUAACCACCAGUGAAGAGGAGUUCUUGAGGACGUACGCAGGGGUAGUGAAUAGCCAACUUAGCCAACUUCCUCAGCAUUCAAUUGAUCAGGGUGCUGAGGAUGGGGUGAUGGCAUUUUCCAGAUCGGAGACUGAAGACAGAAGGCAGUAGCUUGAAGGGCUGUCGGAGCAAUUCAGAGCUGGAGCAGGGCAAAUAAGCUCUAGGAAAUCAAGGAAGAUGGCCGGACAAUCAUGAGUUCCUUUGCCCUCCCCUGGUUUUUUUUGUCUUGUCCCGUGGUAGCCUUCCCCACCCCAUUGAAUUCAGUUUUCCUGUUACCUGACCUUCUGAAUGCAUUUCACAGCCGUCUGUUCUAUAUGCCCUGUUGGUGGGUCAGCAAGGCAGUUUAAAUCAAGGACAACUCUAGGAAUGCUUUCAUGAUUGGCUCAAAAAAAAAGUGGACUGUGAUUGGCUAGCUAAAGGAAGUAAACUUGACCAGUGGAAACACUCCCCUUAAUUUUUAAUUUUGUAUUUUUAAGAAUUAUUGCUGACAUCCUACUUCUAAAAGCCUUCAAGCUCUGGUGCUUAUUUAGGUCAUGCUUGUGUGUGUUUUUGGAGAGGGGUGUGGCUGUGUGAGACUGGAAAUGGACUGCCGCUGCUGUUUGCAAAAUGAGUGGCUUUCAGGUGUUUUGCUGACAUCAGUGUUUUCCUUGCUAAAAUUUGUGGGGGGAGGGAAGAAGGGUAGAGGGAAUUAACGUAUUUAGUUACUGCUUCACAUUUAUUGUCAAGGUGGGAGGGGAAAAUGUUUUGCCAUAUUUAUUACAUGCUUGCUUGCCUUUUUUUCUUUUUUGAAGAAAAAAAAUGGCUUAACUGUUGACUUCCUGUUGGCUGCAGAGUCUACAUGCAGCUGACUUUUCCCCGCUGGUCUCCUCUGUUCUUCAGUUCUCCUCAAGAAAUUGUUGCUUGAAAGCAUGUUUGGUUUUCUCAAUUCUGCCCAUGCAGGAAGGAGGUGGUUGGAAGCCCCUGACACUUUGUUUAGAGUUGUGGCAAUGAGCCUCUCCUGCAAAUUUGGGCAACUCCCUUUGCACCUGCAGAAGGCCUGUCAGUACUAUGGAAGAAUUCUGUAUUCCCAAAUAUCUCCGAGAUGCAAAGUGUCAAACUUGGAAGGAGUGCAAACCAGUUCUUCUAAGCAGUCUGCACAGUUUGAUUUUAACCUGUUGGCUGCUUCACAUGUGACAGUGCAGUAAGAGCCUGAAUUGUGUAGCUUUGGCCUAAUGCCUGCACUGACUUAGUGAGAUGAAAUUGACGAAUUCCUCAAAUUAGGCUUGGUUUUGUGUGCCUGUUGAUCUCUGGAGGCAGAACAUCUCCACUGAAAAUAUCCAAGUGGCUUCAGGUGAUACAACCGGUUUGUUGAAAAACAGAGACAGUGGCAUUAAUUCAUUGCCUACUUUCUCUGGCUUGCCAGGAAGCUGCAUGUUAGAACCCUUAAGUUCUGUGAGUUGUUUGCUGCCUAUAUCCAGGAGUCUCCUCCUCCCUUCUGUGCCGUGAAUUUUCACAGUACUUCCAAGAAGGCACCUAGGUAAGAUGGUACUGAUGAAGUAUUUGAGGGGGUGGGGGAACAUUGAAAUAGAAACUUGUGGUUUCACUGUCUUUGCAUGAGAUAUCAUUAUCUAGAGGAACCAGCUUGAGAACCUCGCUGUGGCAAACUAGAGCAGGCAUCCCCAAACUUUGGCCCUCCAGAUGUUUUGGACUACAAUUCCCAUCAUCCCUGACCACUGGUCCUGUUAGCUAAGGAUCAUGGGAGUUGUAGGCCAAAACAUCUGGAGGGCCGCAGUUUGGGGAUGCCUGAACUAGAGUUUCCAAGUGCCCUUGGUUAUGAGGGGUGCUAUUGCUAUCUGAGUGUGUGUGUGUGAGAGAGAGAAAGAGAGAGAGAGAGGAGGGGGGGGAGGAGGAGAUACCAAGAAUAAUAGCAUAUGAUAAGAGAUAAUAUACAGAAAAGAGGAACGAAGACGAUCCCAAAUGAAUUGGUCUACCUGCAAAGAGCAGGUGUUCCCUCUCUGGAAAUAAUACUUGAGUUUUUAUUUGCAACUUCAUAAAAGUUCCCAAUGUGAAAAGCCUCAGUUUCUUGGGGCUGACGAUGACACCUGUUCCAAUAAAACCAGCAAUAAAUGCAGUUCACCCUUGCAGUUCAGGUUUUAUUCCCCAUGACCGGUUUUUAAAUGUGUCAGAAAGGACAGCUCUUCAUCCUAAUUAUCAGGGUUUUGUUGUGUUUUGUUUUGUAGCAUGACAAAAUGUGCAGCUUUUGCUCCAUUGAAGAGAAUCCUGAUGCUUUCCCUCAUCCAAACACUUCCAUGAUCGGGAAGUCUAAUUUCUCUAAAUCUCAAAAUGAAGUGUGUUGUUGCUGAGAGAUUUCCCCCCCCCCCCGCCAAGCUGUCACUUCUUUUGCAGUGGCUGGUGGAUGUGCUAGUGUCUGGGUCACCUUUCCCUACCCAUCCACCUCUUUGUCAUUGGAUGAACUUUAUUAACUUAUUUUUCUCUUUUAUGUUUUACUGCAAUGGAGGCUGAACACUCCCCUGUUAACAGAAAGAAGUUCUUGUGAAAACAUGUGGUCCAUUAAGGCUUCUCUAUCCCUGCUGUGGCAUUGCCCCAACAUUUCAUUAAUCUUUUUUGCCUCCUAGAAAUCUUCUUUUCCUAUGCUCCCCCACAGAUCUUCCACAUCUUUUUUUGUUUUUUAAAGAAGUAGCAGAAAGGCUAUUCCACCCUGUGCUUCUGCACUACGUAUGUACCUCUGUUGCGCAGGAGUGGAUUGUUGCCCAGUUUGUGGCUGAUUCGACAACUAAAACAUCUGCUGGAAAUUCAGUGAACAAGUUCAACUGGUAGCUUGCUGGGUCAACCAGGCAACACUGUCACAGCCUUGUUGUUUGGUUGCGGCCUGUGUUCCAUUGAUAUAUGGCAUUUCCAAGCUGUUGCAUCUUUCUAAGGAAGCAAACUUACAUGUUUCUGUGGUUUUUAAACUUUUGGAGGGCUAAAAAUGUAACUUGAAAGGGGUGAGGGAAAUACACUUUGUAAGAGCUG